This is a messenger RNA of Lolium rigidum, 1989 nucleotides long. RefSeq names its product endoplasmic reticulum oxidoreductin-1-like. NCBI's taxonomy places the organism in Eukaryota, Viridiplantae, Streptophyta, Magnoliopsida, Poales, Poaceae. Bases 1 to 1710 code for a protein of 569 amino acids. Gene Ontology annotation, cellular component: endoplasmic reticulum membrane; endoplasmic reticulum. Gene Ontology annotation, biological process: protein folding in endoplasmic reticulum. Gene Ontology annotation, molecular function: FAD binding; thiol oxidase activity; protein-disulfide reductase activity. The transcript is spliced from 11 exons. The record is from RefSeq and is a predicted model, not a curated record.
AUGCGACGUGCAGGGUGCACCUGUACCUUAACGGCUAACGUGCCGUGUGUUAGGCGGUCAACGAGCUGUGUAGCAGGUCAAACCGAGGCGGCCCACGGGUUCAAUAAUCCCAGACGCGUCUCACAAAAGAAAACCGCCAGACACGUCAUUGGGCCACAUCCGGCCGUCCACCACGUCGACAGGUUUACCCUCGCCGUCCGAUCCGCCAUUCGUGCUCAGAAGCGGUGUUCCGACACGCACGUCAUUACGCACCCGGAUUCUUCUAAUCCGGCCCCUAAGCUUCCACGCCAGCGCGGGAUGGCCGAGGAGCCCGCUCCCGCUCCCGUCGCCGCCGGCGCUGACGCCGUGCGCCGGCGUCCGAGGCGGCGGGCGGCAGUCGCGGGGGCCCUCCUCGUGGCGCUCCUCGCCGUGGCCGUCAGCUCCCGCAGCUUCCCGGCCAUUUCGCCCUACUCGCGCGGCGGAGGCUGCGGCUGCCCCGGCGCGAGGAAGUACACGGGGAUGGUGGAGGACUGCUGCUGCGACUACGAGACGGUGGACGCCAUCAACGAGGAGGUGCUCAACCCCAUCCUGCAGGACCUCGUCGCUCUCCCCUUCUUCAGAUACUUCAAGGCUAAAUUGUGGUGUGACUGCCCGUUUUGGCCUGAUGAUGGAAUGUGUCGGCUUAGGGACUGCAGUGUCUGUGAGUGCCCAGAUAAUGAAUUCCCCGAACCAUUCAAGAAGCCUUACAGUGGCCUUUCUCCAGAAAAUAUGAUAUGUCAAGAAGGAAAACCAGAGGCCACUGUUGAUAGAACCCUUGACACCAAAGUUUUCAAGGGAUGGGUCGAAACAGAUAAUCCAUGGACAGCUGAUGAUGAGACGGAUAAUGCUGAGAUGACUUAUGUGAAUCUUCAACUAAAUCCUGAACGGUACACUGGUUAUACUGGUGAUUCAGCUAGAAGAAUAUGGGACUCUAUCUACAAAGAAAAUUGCCCAAGAUAUCCUUCAGAAGAUAUGUGCCAGGAGAAGAAGGCAUUGUACAAGCUAAUUUCGGGAUUGCACUCCUCAAUUUCUGUACACAUUGCAUCUGGUUAUCUUCUCGAUGAAUCUGCUAACGAAUGGGGACAUAAUCUUACUUUGUUGCAUGACCGUGUUCUGAAGUAUCCUGAGCGUGUCCAGAACCUGUACUUCACAUACCUGUUUGUACUUCGGGCAGUGACAAAGGCAGCAGAUUACCUUGAACAGGCUGAGUACAACACUGGCAAUCCUGUAGAGGACUUGAAAACACAAUCUUUAGUGAAGCAACUGCUUUAUAAUCAGAAGUUAAGAUCUGCAUGCCCAUUACCUUUUGAUGAAGCGAAACUCUGGCAAGGUGAAAAUGGUCCCGAGCUAAAGCAGGAGAUUCAGAAGCAAUUUAGAAAUAUUAGUGCAAUUAUGGACUGUGUUGGAUGUGAGAAGUGCCGAUUAUGGGGAAAGCUCCAAGUUCUUGGUCUUGGAACUGCACUGAAGAUUUUGUUCUCUGUGGAUGGAGAGAACCAUUUGAAUCAACAGUUCCAACUGCAGCGAAAUGAGGUCAUUGCACUGGUAAAUCUUCUGAAUAGACUGUCAGAAUCUGUGAAAUUUGUACAUGAAAAAGGAUCUUCUACGGAGGAAAUCAUGAAACAGCAUAGCUCUUCAACUUGGCUGAAAGGUGCUUCCAAACUAAAUCUAAAACUGUAUUCUGCUAAAAAGUAAGAGGGCUAGUUGUAUUUACACCUCCUUUUCUCCAUACUGGGAAAGUAGUGUACAUGAAGGGAGCAGCUUCCUAGAACAUUUUGCAGAUCCUAGACAGAAGAUAUACAGAAAGCUUCGGAAGCUAAACAAUGACAAGUUCAGUGGGGCAUCCUUUUCGAAUUUUGUAUAGUGUAUUUGGCAAUCCUCUGUUGUCCCAGAUUUUACCUUUCUCAAAUGAAAUUACCCUUGGCAACUAGAGAAGCUAACAUGCAUUUGCUCUUUACUGUGUUUGACUGAUCA